Molecule: messenger RNA, 910 nt
Organism: Lathyrus oleraceus (garden pea)
Lineage: Eukaryota; Viridiplantae; Streptophyta; Magnoliopsida; Fabales; Fabaceae
Exons: 1
Coding region: 347-727 (126 amino acids)
Molecular function (GO): protein binding
Source: RefSeq, a predicted model, not a curated record
AAUCACCUCCUCCUCAAAACCCCUUCCUAAUAAAAAGUCUAACCCUAAACACCAUUUCUCUGAUAAGGAUCAAAGCAAGCGACAUCAUCCGUUGGAUUUGAAUACCUUGAAAGGCCAUGGUGAUGUAGUUACAGGGCUAAGCUUCUCUCCAGAUGGACGCAACUUAGCAACAACUUGUGCUGAUGGAGUGGUGAGAGUAUUCAAGUUGGAGGAUGCUUCGAGUAAAAGUUUCAAGUUCCAUAGAAUUAAUUUACCUCCUGGAGGUCAUCCAACUGCAGUUACGUUUUCUGAUGAUGCAUCCUCCAUUGUAGUGUCAUCACACAGUCUCACUGGUUGUUUAUUGUACAUGUAUGCUGAAGAGAAACCUAAAGCUUCUGAAGAUAAGCCACAAACAAAGCUUCCUCUCCCAGAGAUUAAGUGGGAACAUCACAAAGUUCAUGAUAAAAAAGCAAUAAUUACUAUGUUUGGAACCUCCGCCACUUAUGGCAGUGCUGAUGGAAGUGCAUUAAUUGCUUCGUGUUCAGAAGGGACUGACAUCAUUCUUUGGCAUGGAAAAACUGGGAAGAGUUUGGGGCAUGUGGAUACAAAUCAACUUAAAAAUAACAUGGCUACUAUAUCUCCCAAUGGGCGCUUCAUUGCAGCUGCAGCGUUUACUGUAGAUGUUAAGGUCUGGGAGAUUGUAUAUGCAAAGGAUGGAUCUGUGAAGGAAGUUUCAAAUGUUAUGUAGCUUAAGGGGCACAAGAGUGCAGUGACUUGGUUAUGCUUUUCUCCAAACUCUGAGCAAAUAAUUACAGCAUCCAAGGAUGGUCCCUUGAGAAUAUGGAAUAUCAACGUUCGCUAUCAUAUGGAUGAGGAUCCCAAGACACUGAAGGUGUUCCCAAUUCCUCUUCGUGAUUCUACCGGCACUACA